CUCAGUAAGCGAGACACGGAUAUUCGGUUGUCAGUAUCCAAAUGGAAUCACUCUGAGGCGGUGGAUCCCUUGAUUCAUAAGAUUAAUUUUUUAAAUCGUUGCAGAUAGUUAACAAUGGCUUGGAAGUUAUUUCAAAUAUGUGCGACAAUGAGCCGUACUUCCCCUAAAGUCGUGUUUUUUAUCAUUUUCUGCUGGUUAAUGGUAGGGACGCCAUCGACCGCAACAGGUGAGUCAUGAGAUGCAAUGUCUUGACCUCAACUGAAUGUAUGUAAAUUUAAUUCUAUAUUUUUAUUGUUGAAGUCACAUAAGAGGUUAAGUGUGUUAUGAUGGAAUCUAUGUUUGUACAGAUUAAGUACAUCUACAACAUAACUAUUUAUUACAGUCAUUUUAACAUAUUUAAGUGUAUGUGUUUCUUGCCAGUUUAAACCCCCAACAAUGAUUAUCAGUAACACACCGGGCAUAUGGAGGACACAUAGCUUGAAAUUCAAAAUGACAUGCUUUUAUAAUGCACACUCACAAUAGGCGAUAUCAUUACAGAAAUAAAUAAAUGGAUAUUUAUAUAUAUUUAUCUAUUGGCCAUAGCAAAUUUUUAGUUCAUGCAGUUAAAACGGUAUACUUAAGAUGUUAUAUAUAUAUAUAUAUAUGUAUCUGUCUAACAUAGUAUAUUAGACAAGUGAUGCAAUUUACGUGUUUAGAGUAGACCGUUUAGCAGCUGUGCGUCUUUAUUGGGGAAUAAAACAUUUAAUUUGUGAUUCCUUUUUGCGUCGCGUUUAAGGGAUGUCCGCCAUUAUUUUAAAUACUCUUAUAAAUAUAACGGUGUCUUAAAUAAAAAUUACAGCCGAAAUUUAGUGAAUGAUGCAUUGUGAAUAUGCUAAAGUAGCAUAGAUACAAACGCUCUAUAAAUAUUCAAUUCAUUAAUAAACGCUUUGUGUUUGACACAGAUAUGACUGAUCCGAAGAGUUAUGACAAGGGGACCGGAUGUACACAAGAUAAAAUCAAAUUCUGCCCCUAUUACGGAUCGUGCUGUCGAAUAUCGCAGUACUGCAGCCACAGGUCAAGGUCGUGUGAGCCCUGUUAUUCGACUUCGCUUAAAAAACCCGAGCUGUUCAAAAAUUGCUGUGAGAAGGGUCCCCACGAUGUAAGCUGGAUGGCCCAUGAAACCUGUACUUAUGCUUGCUUGGACAAUUUUACCCUGGCGGAACUAGGUGCUUGCGUCAGUAAGUAUUAUUGUAAAUGAUUGUGAAUGAUUGUGAAAGAUUUUGAAUGAUUGCAAAUGAUUGUUGAUGAUUGUGAUUAAACAGAAUGAUAUUUGAAAUAUAAAUCAAAGACUCGGAAAUUCAAUAGCGGUGUUGUUCGAAAUGAAGAACUUCAUAACCAAUUUUUUUUUUUUUUUUUUUUUUUUUUUUUUUUUUUUUUUUUUUUUUUUUUUUUUGCAUUUGGCCUCAGAGCCCGGCUAAGACAUGCAGAGGUGGCAAGGAAACUUUGCCAUAUCCAUUAAGCGUAUCCGUUAUGAUGAGUUAAGGUCAACUUAUAGUUACAUCCAGGAUUAGCAAAUUUUAAUUUAAAAAACUUGUCUUUUUAUUUCAAAUUUUCGAUCGCUUAUUCACAGAACCUGUCAGCUGGCAUUGUUUAAUUUCUUCUUGCCUGUGCUGUCAUCAAAAGUCGACAGUCUUUUCAAAAUCCUCCAUUUUAUUUUUGAUAAAUGUCUUGAAAAGUUUACGGCUUGAAUUGUCUCCCUUCAUUUGUGUAUCUCCCAUUAAUUCUAUAAUUUUGUAUUUAUGGAGAUAUCUCAGAUGUCGGUGCAAAACCAAAACAACCCCCCCCCCCCCUCCCCACCAAAAUUUGAAAUAUAUUGUUUGGCAGCCACUAGGUGUGAGGGCCCCUAGUCAGCUGCGUUAUUUGGCUUUUAAUUCAUCCAGUGCUGAUUAGACUCAUGAAACUUUAUCUUAUAGCUCCAUGCCUGUCAAAACGGUGCUGGUCUUGUAAUCAUAAAAGAUCGUAGUGCGGGUGACACGCCAACUGCAUAUAGAAUGAAUAUGUGCUGCUCUUGUAAUGAUGCUCUUUAAUAUAGUUUCGUGUCUUGCUAUAUGCAAUUGUUUAUAGAAUUCUGGCCCGGAUUCGUUAAGUUAAUUCAUUUCUUUUUUUUUUUAACAUGUAGCAAGCCCACCUCAAAAACAUUUUCUUUAGGUUUAAAAAUUAUGACAUCGGAAAUACCCGCAAUUACAUCCAUAAAAAUACUUAAAAUAAUCUUGGAAAGAAAUGCAUGUAAAAGUUGGGUAUGAAUCCACAGAUAGUACGGACGUCACUGAGUCAAACAACACUCAAGUUGAUGUAUCUGAUGCAAUAGGCCGAAAUAUCCAGGGCGAACAAAGUGAAUCGCAGCACGAUCUCACGCCACUAUACAUAGUUUUGAGUAAGUUGUUUAAUUGAAAUGUUUAUAACGACACAGGCUCAACUAGAGAGGAACUGAAAUAACGAUUAUUCACUUACUUAAAAAAGCAAAGCAUCUUUUUUUAUGUAAAGCAACAGAAAAAAAAAUUUGAAGUUAUUAAAUCCAUUGGUUUUCACAUGGUUUCAUAGAAAGCGUUCGUAAAAAAAUAAAAUGUGUAGUGGCUUACAGUGCAGUAAACACUGGUUUAACAAUUCAGCAGGUUAACAGAUUUAUGUGGUAAGCUGUUGCAUGAAAUUUAAAUAUGUAUAGUUGGCUAGGAUUAGUGGCACCCGUUGGGGGGGGGGAGGAGGAAAAGAUGUUUGAACCCUACUUCCUCAAAAAAAAAAAAAAAAAAAGUAUAUAUAUUUGGCCUUAAAUGCUGCCGCUCCAUUGAAGAAAAAGAUGUUGACCGGGGUGGACCACCCACCCCACCUUCCUACAGCGUUGUAAGAGAAAUACGGAGAGGACGGCGUUCAGAUUGAAGCAAUAAGAAAUAUACGGAAAGGGUAGGGGAAAAUCUUGAAAAAGGGACAACACGAAAAACAUGGACGGAUUUAAUUUAUAUUUAAAGUUACAAAAUGGAUCUAAAUCGCACCUGUGUAGCGACCUGGGAGCCAAGUAACGAGUUUAAAUCUUGGACAGUUGAAAGGAGUGUGGAAAAUGGCUUAAAGUCUGUUACAGUUCCUGGUAUAGUUUUAUCACAGUCCCACACUCUUAUAACUACAGAUUACGUGAUUUCCUCAGCUGAACUAUAUGAGCCCAAUUUAACAGAAUCAUUGGUGGAAUUUGAACAAUUCUAUAAUGAUUACAUUGACUCAUAAAUGAUAAGAUCAGAGGGUUAAAGAUUUUUACUAAUUACUUUUACGCAUUAAAAAAAAAAACAACUUUGAAAAUAAAAAUAAAAUUAGAACCAUGUCAAAAACAAUUGAAGACUACAGGGGAAAAACCACAGUUGUCCAAUUUUACACAUUUUCGCGUUUGCGUCCCUUUCAUCGAGUACUGGUGCUUAACUAUGACCUCUGAAAAUAUACAAGCGAAAACCCACCGUAGUCACCCGUUAUUGAGGUAUUUAAAAAUAGGCUACAAUGGAAUAACAACCGAUGUCCAAUGUUUACAAAGGAAAAGUCACAGCUGUCCAAGUUAUUUUGGUACAAACCAAUGAGAAUCUAGAGAAAAGUCACGUGACCGGCUAGCAACAUUGCAAACAACAAACAUGGCGGAUGUUGUAGAUAAACCGAUCGUCACAGAUAAGCCGAAGAAAAAACAAGUUACUGGACGAAAAAGAGAGUUUUCUCGAGAUGAGAAGUUAAGAAAUCAUGUUACAGGGCCACCUUGUAACUGUAAGGUGCUAAAAUGCUUCCAGAUUACUACCGAAGAUGACAGGUCAAAGAUGAUUUCCCAUUUCAAUUCGUUGAAAACAAAAGAUGAGCAGGAUGCAUUCCUUGCCUCGCUCAUUUCAGUUCAUUCAGUUCAGCGUCGCCGUAGCAGAAAGGAAGAGCCAACAGAGGCAGAAUUUCACAACCAUUCUUAUAAAUACCAUAUGAAUAUUGUUAGAGAUGGUAGAUGCACUCGAAUUGAUGUGUGUGUCAAGGGAUUUAUAUCUAUAUUUGAUGUGACAGAAAACCGUGUCAGGAGAAUCAGGGAAAGCCUAGCAGCCACAGGUGGGUUAACUGAUUUUGUUUUAAUUUAAACCAACCACUUUUUAUUAAUGGAAAGUAUGUAAAGACUUUCUUUAAUAAAUGAUAAUCAUUUUUGAUAUUACUGAUAUAGAACAAAAGAAGCCACUGCCACUAUGUUAAAGUUAAGCCUUUAACUUAAAACUAAAACUUAGUAAAACUAAGUAUUGUACUUGUACAUGUUACAUCUGGGCAAAAGACUCAUAAUCUUAACAUUUUUUCCUCUGUUUUUUUAAAUAUAUUUUAAUCUAGAAUACGAGAGAAAAGAUGAUAAUAAUAAUAGAAAUGUUUAUAAAUAAAUAAAUAUAUUAAAUAAUAGAAAUAUCAUAACUUAUUCUUUGUAUUAAAUUUUAUUAUUAUUUUGUUUUUCCUAAUUAGGUUUGCCAUGCAAAGACAUGCGAGGGCAACAUAAAAUCAGACCACAUGCUUUUUCUGCUGUAGAUGUUGAUCUGAUCAUUCAGCAUAUUCAGUCAUUUAGAGGACGUUCCUCACAUUAUGCAAGAAACAAGACCACCAGAUUGUACCUUUCAGAGGACUUGAACAUUUCUAAAAUGUAUACUAUGUUCAAGGAGAAACACCCGAAUCAAAAAUGCUCAUACGAAAGCUAUCGUGGUAUUUUCAACAGCAAAUUUAACAUUUCAUUUGGGUAUCCAAGGAAAGACACUUGUUCAGUAUGUGACAAAAUAAAGAAAAAAAUGGAAUGGGUAGACAGUCAAGUAGGCCUACCUGUCGAGUCUGAUGGUGAAAACACAUUAUUAAGCCAGAAGAACGAGUUAAAUGUUUCGCUUGAGCUCCACCAGAGGAAAGCUGAAGUGUUCUACCAGAGGAAAAGAGCUGCUCGAUUUGAAGCACAACGCUCAAAUGACUUUGAGGCAAUCUGCUUUGAUUUCCAAAAAAAUUUGCCAUGCCCCAACAUUUCAACGCAGGAUGUAUACUACUCCAGACAGCUGUCAUUCUACUCCUUCAACAUCCAUGUCCUUUCAUCCCAAAAAGUUUAUUUCUAUUGCUAUGAUGAGACUGUGGGCAAGAAAGGCUCUGAUGACGUGUGCUCAAUGCUCCAUGAUUAUUUCACAAAUCAGCUGCCACAUGAAGUGAAACAGAUCAAGUUGUUUUGUGAUUCUUGUGCUGGGCAAAACAAGAACUGGACUGUAUUACGUUUUUUAUAUUAUCUAGUUCAUAAAACAGAGCGAUUUGACAACAUCACAAUGUCAUUUCCAGUUCGAGGACAUUCCUAUAUGGAAUGUGAUAGAGAUAUGGCCAAUGUAAAUCAAAAGUUUCCAGCAGAAACACCAGCAGACUGGAGGAAUGUUUUGCAGACCACACGUACAAAACCAGAGCCAUACAAUGUCAUCAAUAUGACAAGUGACAUGUUUUUGAAAUUCACAGAAUUUCUUAAACCACAUUUUUUGGCAGUAUGUCCUUUCCAGACCCGCUCGCUUAGAGAGAUUCAGAUCUCAAAGGGUCAUCCUCACCUUAUUAUGUACAAGGACAGCUGGAAUGGACCUUUCAGCUCUAUGCCUGUUACUCCCCGACAGGCUAGAGCAUCCGGUCGACAGGCUAGAGCAUCCGGUCGUGCAGCAAGAGGCAGAAAGCAGACUCAAGCAGCCCAUGUGGCUCAGUUAUGUGAUUAUCCAAGGCAAGCCUACACAGCUCCUCUGCCCCUCUCCAGUGCAAAAUUUAAAGACUUAUCAAAGUUGAAAGAUUUUGUGAGUGAGCGAAAUAAACCGUUCUUCGAGCAACUGCCUCAAGAUGACCUCAGCAGCCAGGAAUCAGACCAAGAGGAAAGAUCAGACUCUGACUCAGAAUCAUCAGAAUCUUAACAGACUGACAGAAGUUCUGUGUUUGCUUGCAUAAGAAAAAGUCUUAAUAAAUAGUGUGUGCUUUGAAUGUCUUUACUAUUUGAAUUAUUUAAGUGUGCAGGAUUGCCAGGGAAAAACAACUGAUGUCCAAAAUGGAUGUCUUGGUUAUAAAUGCAUAUUGUGAGGAUGUAUGUUGGCUCAGUAACUAAAUCAUUACAUCUAUAUAUCAGGGAUUGAAUCCAUUUUCAUUAAAAAAUUCUUUCAAAUAGAAAUCUUUAAAAUCAAAUGCUCCUGAAGUCUUCAAACACACAAUUUCAUUUAUCUCAAAAAUAGAAAAAGUGGACAACUGUGGGUUUUCCCCUGUAGUCUUCAAUUAUUAUUAUUACAGACAGUUUUGUUUUCUUCCCUUGGGGUCUUAGGCUCGAGUUUUGGAGUCUUCAUUGGUGUUGUCAUUGCUAUUGUCAUUCCCAAGCCGUUCAGAGACCAGCUUUCUCAAAAGUAAGUUAUAUUUGUGUAUAUAUAAUUCUUUUUUUUAUUUGUUCUCUUCAACCAGUUUACUCAAACUUUUCCCCCUUACACACGUCACAAUUAGAUCUAUCCCAAUUAAAAUCCGUAUUGCUAUUAUUUGUGAGAAAAGAUCAGUUCAAAUACAGUUGCAUCAAUUUAAGAUUGUUUGAAGACAAGUCAACAUCUUUUGCUUUUUGAUAACGUCCAAAUUAAUUCGUUGAAAUAUAUGUUUAUGAAAUAUUUAAUGCCAAGUAUCGAGUUUCGGUUUGAACCUGAGUGAGGAUUUUUUGUUAGUUCAUUUAGAAUCCAGAUUUGACACACAUUGAAACAAAAGUUCCACUGGUAGAAGUUUCACUGAAGUAUUCUCAGCCAACAAUGAUUGCCGAUCAAUGCAGACAUGAGUAGUUUGGAUUAAAUCGUUUAACACAUAAAACGAAAUAUCAUUUUUUUUUUCAAAUUUAUUUUUUUGUGGGGGGGGGGGGGGAAUAGGGGUGGGGUGAGACGAAUAUAUGUCUACUUCAUUAGCAUAUUAGGCCCAAACAAUUAUUAAACGUUUCUUUGACAGUAUUUUGCUCUGUCGUUCAAUCAACUACGGCAACUAAUUUCCAAAGUUAUGGUAGACGAUCUCCGCAGCUCUGUUUGAAAGUGUAACAAUCCUAAUCUUGUUUAUGAACACAUAUAUAGUGUAAAUAUACAUGACUGUCUAAUAUAUUCGAAAAGCUUUUUUUGAUAGUUAAUUACAUCAACUAUUUCAAUGAAUACCAUAGAUAUAUAUAUUUGUUUGUUUGAAGGCUCCCUAAGUUAAAGUGUUUUAAGGGGCAGAACAAACAAAAGGCCAGCACUACAGGAACAGAUCAAGAAAAUGACCAAACUCAUACCAAUCACACUACAUGUAUCUGUAUGGAUAAGAGCAUGGAACAGGAGAUAAUUGAUACAGGAGUGGGCGUGGCUGAAGGUAUUUUGAAACUUGCCGACCCAAUAUUAUAAUAUCUAUUCUACAAAAUGUUCGUAGCACAAUUUCAAAAAAAAAACACACAACAUGGUAGGCUACGUGGAACGUACGUACACAAUGCUGUAUGAAUCAUCUCAGCGUGGCAACAAGGCCCACACGAAUGGGAGGGGGUUGACAACCAUGACCCUUGUCAGGGGCCCGAGCUAGAUAGGGGGCCCGCCCUUUAUCACGCUUUUAAAAUAUACGCACACGUUAGAAACUCUUAAAGGGGCCCAAACUCUGUCAGCUGCCUGGGGCCCAGAAUUUCCUAGGUGCGGGCCUGGUGACAACACGACUUAAUAAGACUGACCUCCUUUAGACUUGGUAGCCUGCUAACAUUCUCUUACUAUUGUGAAAUGUUUUUUUUUUAACGAUUUAUUUUCUUGCUUUGUCCUUGCGUGAAUAUAUUUUUAAAAAAUAAAAAAUUAAGUUAACUGAAUAAAUUGCUAAAAAUGUAUCUUGUUAUUUCGAAGGUCAAGGUGACGAGGAUGACGUCAUUGGGAAAAGUUCCCGAUACAAGCCGCUUUCAAGGAACGCCAGCACCAGUGGUGGGGAGGACGGUGGCGAGACAGAUGACAAUUUACAAGGGAUUUCAACAAUUCAGAAAAGAACAAGUAAGAAGUUGGAUGACCCGUUACAAAAUACCAGUGCCCCUGAAGGUAAGGAGUUGCCCACCGAUGAACUGACCAGCCUGCUAAAUGAUCCUGGGCAGACGAGGGACGCCGAAUAACGCUCUAUGCCCUACUUGUUAAAGGGGAUUCAAUGACAAUAUUGACACUUUUUGUUUGUUUGUUUGUUGUUGUUGUUGUUGUUAAUCAUGCUCAAUAUUUAUUUUAUAUUUUAAUUCAAAUAGUUCUUGACAUUGCUAC
This is a messenger RNA of Lymnaea stagnalis (great pond snail), 8273 nucleotides long. The record is from the annotation of a GenBank genome assembly. NCBI's taxonomy places the organism in Eukaryota, Metazoa, Mollusca, Gastropoda, Lymnaeidae.